This is a messenger RNA of Hypomesus transpacificus, 3420 nucleotides long. Its product is annotated as zinc finger CCHC domain-containing protein 18-like. Gene Ontology annotation, molecular function: nucleic acid binding; zinc ion binding. The transcript has a single exon. Lineage: Eukaryota; Metazoa; Chordata; Actinopteri; Osmeriformes; Osmeridae. The record is from RefSeq and is a predicted model, not a curated record. Bases 1591 to 3399 code for a protein of 602 amino acids.
AUUAUAUUCACAAAAGUAAUAUACAAGAACUAUUAUUUAUUUGUUGAUUAAGAAAAGUGAUGCCGGUGUGGUUUUGUCCCAGGUUGAUGCUGUGGAUCCAUGUACAUAUUUGUUUCAUGUUUUUAUGUUGGGAUAACUUGCUGUGAAUGUGCAUCUUUCGGGGUGCAAGCGGGAAAGUUUGGGGUCUCGCGCACUCUCGCGCGGAGAAAGGAAGGCUAACCGAACUAGAGGGAGACGAGAGACGAGGGACCAGAAAGAAAGAAAAACAAAUAGCAUUUUACUGAGAAGAAAGAAAGAGACGAAGAUAUUGAUUUGGUUAGCUAGUAAUAUAUGUUAUUGUUUUGUGAAUGAGUAUCGAUUGAGAGGAUAUUUGUUAUUUUUCUUGUUUUCCGGAAGUGGUUUGUUUUUACGGUGGGCUAGCCGAAGAAGCUCUGCUACAGUACGGUUGGAGAACUGUUAGCUGCCUCAGCUGUGUCUUUUUUUUCUUUUCUUCUACAUUUUUCUACAUUCCUUGGGGAGAAUCCAGCGAACUGACUUGGAUUUCGCCUGCUACACCCGAUCGGUUCUUUGAGUACCAGUGUUGGAGUGGUGUGAACUGGAGAGCCUUACCGAGCCAUCUACGGGUUGCUAGCUACUGUGGCCAACUAUCUGCUGGCUGCCUGAGAGAUCAAGCAGAAAGAGCCUUGCUACGACUGGUAGGACAAGAGCCUGAUUCUAUUUGAUUUGUUUUGUGACUACCCUGGAGACAGACACUUGGACCCGGACUGAUCAUUUUUGUGUUGUUUGUUGUUUUGAAAGACUUGUACAAAAUCUUUGUGAGUGCGCGUGCGUUCACGCCGCAGCACUGUGUUUUGUAUAUGCUGUGAUUUAGAGAUGAGGUUGGAGUGAGGGAAUUUUUUAGAAUUAGUUGUUCUACUACUUGACUUGUGUAUUCAUAUAUUUGUUGUUUUUUUUAUACUUGUACUUUCAAUCAAAAUCAAUAAUCCUCUCAUUUAAUUAGAAUAAAAUAAUAUCCAAAAAGUCAAGCCCGUUUUCCAAAACGACAAGCCCGUUUCCCACAACCAAAUCAAUAUAAUAUAGUGAUAAUCCCAUAGAUAUUUUAAAAGCAAAAAUAAGUCACAAGCCAAUAAGAAUAAAUAGAUAAAACUUAAGGGAAUCAGGGAGAACAAUUUAUUGACACUUUCAUAUUGAUUUGGGGAAUUACUAUUUUUUGUGUUAUUGUCAUUAAGUCAAUUGCAAUUGUUGUUUGGUUGGUAAAUGUGUUUUUUUCCAUGAGAAGGGAAAAAAAACUGAGGUAAUAGAGAAACAAAAUAUCAAAAACAAUAACAAAAACAAUUCUAUUACCUCUGAAAUAUGGCCAACGUGUUCUGUGUGUUUCAUUCUGUAGUGCAAACAGUACCAUCUUUCCGAAGAACCAGAUAUUCUGAUACAUCUCCAAUUGAUAAUCAUUAUUAUUCUCUGUAGCGGUGUUAAAGUUAGACACUCGUUACAGAAAAUUGGCGAGCCAGCCAGGAGAUAGAUCUUGUUUGCACUAAGAGUGAUCACACUAUAAAACUGAGUUGAUAAAAACCUAUCGAAAAAAAACUUACAAUGGACAUAGUGAAAACUGAAAAUGUAGAUGUCCCAAACUCUGUCAUUGUUAAUGGUCUUACACAAACUAACUUAGACAAAGAGCUUGAGGAAAGUUUAGAGACUCAUGGCCCUAUUAAUCGCCACUUGCUUAUUGAUAAUCCAAACUCUAAAUUUCACCGUCAUUUAAUAGUUGAGUUUGCUGAAAGCUCAGCCAUGCAUACAUUAAGGCCAUUACUGCCCUUAGUUUACAAUACUUCCCAUGAUGCAGAAGACACACUCAAUGUGCAAGCUCUAGAUAGCAUCUACACACUAAAGGCCAGCAGUAGCGCCACCAAGGGGUAUCUUGAGACAUUGCAAACCAUUGCAAGAGCAAGUGGGAAAUCCUUUGAAGAGAUGCUCCAAGAGGAGUUAAUGAAGAUGGUCACACUGAGAGGAACAAGCCCCCCUGGGCAAGAAACGCUAAUGUCACAACUGGAGACAGUGUCUCAGAGGCAAGAACUUGUUGCAGGGAUUACUACCACACCUUCACCGCAUACUUCUCCCUUGUGGGACUCUGGGAAUCUAGAAGCCCACACCCCAACGAAGAGAACUGAACCAACCGCUACACACCACAGCUUCGCAGGAGGAGAUGGUGUUGAUUCUCCUGUGAUGAUCCACCCAGGUCUCCCUAUGAGUGCUGUUAACCCCCCUAGUUUACAAAGGGUGGUAGUUGAACACAUUGUGAAGACUGAUGCUGCCACAUCACAUCAGAAAAUCUCGUUCCGCCUUCGAGUCUUCUCUGGGAAGAGUCCACGGCCCAACCAUGAGCCAGACUAUGAUACCUGGCGUGCAAGUGUUGAGUUCCUGAUGACUGAUCCCUCCAUUUCCGACUUGCAUCAAACACAGAAAAUCCUAGACAGUCUACUACCUCCAGCCACAGAUGUUAUCAAGCAGGUCAACCCUCGAGCAUUACCUUCAGUGUAUCUUGAGCUCCUUGAUUCAGUCUAUGGCUCAGUGGAAGAUGGCGAUGACUUGGCUGCUAAAUUCAUGAGCACCUUGCAGGAUGCUGGUGAGAAGCCCUCAAGCUAUUUGCAUAGACUGCAAGUCAUCCUGAGUACAGCCAUCAGAAGAGGUGGGAUUGGGGAGGAGGAGCGAAGUCGUUUUCUUCUGAAGCAAUUCUGUAGAGGCUGUUGGAACCAUGAGUUGAUCACAGACCUUCAGCUCGAGCGGAAAAAAAUGCAUCCACCUUCCUAUUCUGAUCUGGUGUUCCUUAUCAGGACAGAAGAAGAAAGGCAUGCUUCUAAAGAAGAACGCAUGAUGAAGCAUCUUGGCCUAAACAAGCAAGUCUCUGCUUCUUCUAAGUUUCGAACAGCAGCACACCGCCAAACAGUAAAUCCCUCUGAUGUUGAAGCUGCUGAGACUGACUCAUUGAAGAGACAAGUUGCAGAGCUUCAAGCCCAAGUAGCUGUCAGACAGACACCGCCUCCCCCAAAGCCCAAGACCAACCACUCUGAAGCUGCUGAGAUCCAUGCACUGAAAAGACAACUGGCUGACCUCCAAGCUCAGAUGACUUCACUUCGAGUGCAGAAUCACCAGAUGGAGAGGAACACACACUCAAAGAAGACUGGAACCCAAUCUGAACACCGACCAACCGAUCAGAGAAUAGCUGAGCAGCCACGGUUUGGUGAACCGACAUCUAACAGACCUCGUCCUUGGUACUGUUUCCGCUGUGGAGAAGAUGGUCAUAUAGCGCCCAGUUGUGAAAGUGAACCAAACCCUCUCUUGGUCGAAGAAAAGAGACGUCGGUGUAGAGAGCGGCAGCUCCAAUGGGAUCAGUUAAACUACUGACAGUCUCUGUUGAAGGGCAAA